GUGGUUACUCACCGUCACCAAAAGUUUGGCGAUAUCAACAUCAUCAUUUCGUCACCAACUACAAAAAAUUUCGAUGUCUAGUACCAUUAACUUAUGGUAUUUUGUAUCAUUAAUUAAUGGUAUCUUGUAUCAUUAACUAAUGGUGUCUAGUAUCAUCAAUUUGUGAUAUCCCGUACUAAUAUUCUGUAGUUGUCGUUUUUGUUGGCAACGUUACAAGUUGAACAUCUUUUAAAUCGGUUUUCUACCUCACUUCCUUCUGACACCCAACAACAUGGCGUCUCUAGUGGCAACAGCCGUCAAAAUGGCCGGUGGCAACGAUCGCUUUGAUGACACGAUAACCGACCGAGUCAACCACGUGACUACAACCGCCAUGUUGGUUGUCAUGGCGACGCUGGUGACGACCACAAAUUUUGUCGGUAAUCCGAUCGAAUGUUUCGUACCGAAAGAGUUGAGCAAGACGCACGUUCAGUAUUUUAAUACCCUAUGCUGGAUCAACGGAAUGUACAACGUAUCGUUCGAUACCGAAUACAUACCGUCGGCUCGGAGAAACGGGGGCAGGAAAGCGACGAUCCUGUACUAUCCUUGGAUACCACUGAUCCUGUUGGGCAUGGCUCUUAUGUACUCGCUCCCAUGCCUCGUCUGGAGGUCGUUUCAGGCCAAGUCAGGAUUUGACGUCAGUAACUUCGUCGAUUACGGGUUCAAGGUCAGUUCGCCGAAGAUCAAGAAUGACGUCAGAGAUACCCUGCUCGAUCACAUGACUCUCCAGUUUGAAAGGUACUUGAGCCACAGCAACAAGUCUCAAUCGCUCACCUCUUUCAGCAGCGACGAUCGCAACGACUACAGCUACAGUCGCCAGUCUAAAUGGACAAUCAGUUUCAAGCACCUCUUCACAAAAACUUGCUUCAAGUACAUCGGCCACAAACGACUGAAUUACUUCUCGGCUCUUAAAAUUUUGGUGAAAUUUCUCUACGUAGUCAACUCGAUAGUUUUGAUAUUCCUGCUGGACGUCGUGCUCGGAGUAAGCUUCCACAACUACGGCACCGACAUCAUCAAAUCACUCUUCGCGUGGAACUUCAGUAAAACUUUCCGAGGAGUGGAAGACGUCAGGCGCACGAAGCAGUAUUGGAAGUUGAACGAACUGGACAGGCAGCUGAACCACCACCAGGAGAUAAGAUUCCCGAAAGUGACCAUGUGUGACGUGAAGGUUCGGUGGCUGGCCGUCGUCAACACGUACAGCGUCCAGUGUGCCCUGCCAAACAAUCUCUUCAACGAGAAGAUAUUUUUAAUUCUCUGGUUCUGGAUGGUCUUCGUAGCGGCGUUGAACAUUGCUUCGCUGAUCCGCUGGGUGCUGAAGAUCAGUGUUGGCAAGGACAGGUACAACUAUGUCAAGAACCUUCUCCUCCUCUCUGGUCUCAUAUCUCAUAAGUCAAAGCCAGACCAAAAGUCGAAACAACAUUUCGACAUAGACGCCACUUCUAACAUCUCAAAAGCGAGCGACUUGAGCGACAUGAACGCAAACAGCAGCAGCAGCAGCAACAACAUCUACGACAAACGCACUGCAACCACUUCAAACACGGCAUCAGCCAGCAUCUCCAACGCAAAACGACCACUCACGAGAUUAGUGAACAACAACCCCAGCAGUAGCAUCGAGGACAACACCUCCUUUAUCUCAACCAUCCUAACGAACCAGCAACUGAACGAGCGAAUGCUCUUGCUGAAGUUCGUGAAGGAGCACUUGGGUACGGACGGGGUCCUCCUUCUACACAUUCUCGAUCAGGCCACAAACACCAUUGUCGCCAUGGAGAUGGUCGAGAAGCUUUGGAUCAACUUCCGCGAGAGGUACGAGACGAUUCUGCAGCAGCAAGAAGACAUCACCCAUCAGAAGUACUUGAAGCAGCAGCGUGUGCACCGCGUCUGACCAUCCAUUCAUUCACCAUUCGGCCGUCUUCAUAAAUCACUCACUUGUUCUCGAGUUGAAUCCAUCUUCAUUGCCCACUCGCUCGCUCUUAAGUUGCCUUUAAAUGGAAUGUAAUAAUAAUGUCGAUAGACGAGUUGUUAUUCAAGUCAGUCUUUAUUAUUUGAAGCAUCUCAUCUUUAUGUAAAUUUCUAAACAUCUCUAUGUACCUAACAGAAACAUUACAGUAGGAAUUCAUUAUUCGUCCGUGUGUGUUUGUAUGUUUGUGCGUGUGUUUGUAUGUGUGUGCGUGCAUUGUGUAUUCGUAUAUGAUAUAAUACCAUGCAUGUAAUACGUGCUUGUAUUUUUACUAGUAUUAAUAUGCAAAAAGGAACAUGACUGUUCUGCCGAACGCCAGCGAGGUUGUUUCGCUACUAGGAGAAAGUUGUUUCCCUAUGUAUGUAAUACUGAAUUUGCUUAUACGUUUACAUGUGUAUGUACAUGUACAAU
Messenger RNA from Helobdella robusta, 2404 nucleotides. RefSeq lists its product as hypothetical. Lineage: Eukaryota; Metazoa; Annelida; Clitellata; Rhynchobdellida; Glossiphoniidae. The transcript has 8 exons. The record is from RefSeq and is a predicted model, not a curated record. Bases 272 to 1918 code for a protein of 548 amino acids.